AUGCUGGCCAGACGCUGACGGCUGCAGGUGAUAGUUCACUCCGCAGACCACGAGCGUUUUCCGAGGAACCGGGGCGGUGUCUUGUCAUACAGCUGUCAACGGAGUCGCCUGGACGGUGUCUUUUCUAUAAAGAAAUCUUUCAUUUACAUUUGUAACUGAGAGAAAACAAGCGCAUCGAAAUUACUCGCCGAGAGAAGUGCGCAAGCGCGUGCGCUACGAUACAGGGGAUUUCAACAAUCUGGAAGGAUUUCUCUUAUCAGAAGGGACAUUUAAAGGAAAGAGCAUCGCUGUUCUGAUUUAAAAAAACAAAACAGAUUUUAUGCGUUGUGGUCCUCAUUUCUGAAUCGUUUCUCUUUAGAUUCAAGCCUUCGCCUCGUCGUUAUCGAUCAUGGCAUGGCCCUGUAUCACCAGGGCUUGCUGCAUCAACCGCUUCUGGAGUGACUUGGACAAAGGUGACAUUGCAGUGCCUUUGGUUUUCACGAAGUAUUCAGACGUGGCCGAAGUGCAACAUCUGCACCCUCAACCCAAACCAUUAAUAUCACAGAAGCCGGUCAUCAGAGAAUCCCAGCCUGCCCGUAGCGCUCAUCAGGAGGCGUCGACCAGAGCGACUCACGCCGCCGCUGAUGCCGCAGCAUCAUCAUCUCAAGACGGGUCAGGCGCUUCUGUGAUGCGCCAGGAUUUCAAAGCCUGGAGUGUGCGUCCGGAACCAAGCUGCAAACCCAGAAACGAGUAUCAGCCAUCAAAGACCCCUUUCAACAACGUGACUCAGUACCAAAAAGAUUACAAACCAUGGCCCGUUCCGAAAAGAGGAGAUCAUCCGUGGAUUCCCAAACAACCCACUCCUGCUGCACCUUGUAAGGCUGAGAGCAAGUUCUCCAAACAGGAGCAGGCCACUUCAGAGGUUGAAACCGGAGUGGAAAAAUGUGCGAUUGAAGAAAAACAGCACGAAAAAGAGAGUAAAGAAAGGAGAAAGAAGGUAGACAAAAAAGAGCAUGUGUCAGAGGGGAUCAAAAUGGAGAAAGAUGUUGCUGUGGAGGGAAAGAGGAGGUCGGCUGCAGAUGCUGUCAACAAGCAGAUUAAGGAGGAAGUCACAUCUGGAAGUUCAUAUAGGACGGAGUUCAAGGCUUAUAGAGGUGUCAAACCAGUGAAACUCAUCAAAGCGAAAUCUCAGUACAAACUCCUAGUGGAGGAGAAGACCAACCUGGAGACCAGUUAUAGUGCCACCUUUAAAGGAGAGCAGGUCAAACCUCAUGCCACAGACAACAAGCUGUUGGAGCGCCGUCGGAUACGAAGCCUGUAUAGUGAACCAAGCAAAGAGUCCAGCAAGGACUGUUCUGACAGUGACAGCAGCUCUGUUCUGUAGUCAGGUG
Messenger RNA from Sinocyclocheilus grahami, 1370 nucleotides. RefSeq names its product microtubule-associated protein 6-like. Gene Ontology annotation, molecular function: calmodulin binding; microtubule binding. The coding region runs from base 389 to 1363 and encodes 324 amino acids. Gene Ontology annotation, cellular component: cis-Golgi network; Golgi-associated vesicle; microtubule. The transcript is spliced from 3 exons. Lineage: Eukaryota; Metazoa; Chordata; Actinopteri; Cypriniformes; Cyprinidae. Gene Ontology annotation, biological process: regulation of microtubule cytoskeleton organization; microtubule cytoskeleton organization; cytoskeleton-dependent intracellular transport. The record is from RefSeq and is a predicted model, not a curated record.